Molecule: messenger RNA, 846 nt
Organism: Mesorhabditis belari
Lineage: Eukaryota; Metazoa; Nematoda; Chromadorea; Rhabditida; Rhabditidae
Source: the annotation of a GenBank genome assembly
AUGAAAUAUUUCUCUUUUGCUUUAUUGAUUUUGGCAGUAAACUGCGCGAAUCGGACGUACAGUGACGAUGACGCGCGCAAGAUUUUCUACCCAUUGGCCGCUUCAGCUUAUGGAAAUCCAAAGGAUUGUGUCAGUAAAUGGCUAGGAGGACAGGUGAUCCGUCAAAUCACCAUCCCGUGCGAUGUGUUCAGCGACGAUACCUGCAGUGGAUACACGGCAAUUGCGCCCGACAAGCGGCUUAUCGCCGUCGUUUUUCGAGGCACCACCACCGACGAGCAACUCAUCGCCGAAAUCGAUGAGACUUUGCACAAAAAGGUUCAACUUGGAAAGGGAAACGUCGAUCAAUACUUUUAUGAGGGUUUUCAGAAAAUUUGGAAUGCAGGUAUGAAAGACGAUUUCUUGUCCCAGCGCUCACGAUAUCCCAACUACAAUAUUGUGGUGACGGGUCAUUCUCUUGGUGGCGCAAUGGCCACAAUUGCCGCCAAUUUCCUCAAGAUCAACUAUGAUCUCGAUUUGCAACUUAUGACUUUCGGUGAGCCUCGUGUCGGCGAUCAAGCUUUCGCUGACGAUCAUGAUGCAAGGUUCGGUUCCUCGACUUUCCGUGUCACUCACCACAAUGAUAUUGGCCCGCACAUUCCACCGCAAUUCGUCAAUUUUCAACAUCACACCACGGAGAUCUGGUACAACAAUGACAUGACGACUGCUGAUUAUUCCACUUGUCAAGGACAAGAAGAUCCUCUUUGCUCUGAUCAAGUGCCUCUAUCGAAGUACAACAUCACCGAGCAUCGCCUCUAUUUUGGAGUAAAUUUGGACGACUGGGUCAGCAGCGGAUGCCAGAAAGCACUC